This is a messenger RNA of Porites evermanni, 9621 nucleotides long. The record is from the annotation of a GenBank genome assembly. NCBI's taxonomy places the organism in Eukaryota, Metazoa, Cnidaria, Anthozoa, Scleractinia, Poritidae.
UCUUAUCCGGAAUAAAAUGACUGCAAGGAGUGACAGCGGAAAUAAAGAUGCUGGCGGUUCAGAGAAGUUCGAAGAAACUCGUUCUGCACACAGUAGUCUUGAAAAGAAUGAUGUGGGUAACAACCAAGCUGCUGUAGAAUCGCGUUCUAAUGGAGACGAAAAUCGUGCUGAAGGUACAAGUUUGGAAGUUGAAGAAGACCAGGUAAUUGUGUGAGCACUUUGGUUUAUUUCAGUAAAGCUAUAGGAUUUGAAAUUUGUUUUAAUAUCCUAUGUAAGAGCACUAAGGACAAUUUGAAGCAAUUUACCACCAUACAUGAAGCUGUUUUGCAACUAGAAAUACGUGAAUCGCAGGACCUCGCGUAGCACUUUGGGGGAACGGCAAGCAGUAGGAAGAAAAGGAAAUAUUAAAGGCAAUAGAGAAGAAAAUUUAUAAAUUUAAAAAACUUACGCUAUGUAACGAAACAAAACAAAACUACAAUAACUAAAAAAACUAAACAAAAAGGAAAAAAGAAAAGGAGAGAAAAAGAAAAACAGCUUCCCUCCGGAAACGAACUCGGUACCCUCUACGUGCCAGGCCAUUUUAUUACCACUUCACCUCAUGCUCCGUGACAUCACACAUUAGAUGACAUCAGGGCGGACACUGAGCGAUAUAUAGAUUCAUAUAUAAAUAGAAAUAUGGGGCGUCCAAGUUUGCAGCUGGCUAAGACUGCACAUGCUGUGUGCACCACAAGAUUAUAAACUCUCUUCACGAGGAAUAAAUUUAAGUUGAAAUUAAAUAAUUUGAGAUAAGUUUUUAGUUUAGUCUUUACCAGCUUUUCUGGACACAGGUCCUGCCCAGAGGGAAUAGGUCCCAUGCAAAGUGCCAUCCCUACCCAAUCCCACAACCAGUAGAGGUUGGCCACACCACCAGGGGGUCAACGUCCUCUUCUCUUCUCAAACAGUGGUGUGGGUUCUUUAACGUCCCACAAGAACAGAUCAGUGAAAGUGCUGUGAGAUGGGACCUACAGUUUUUGUCCUUAUCCUAGAAGACUAAAAGUCUAACCAUUUGCAGAUGUCAUCACUACAAAGGCAGCACUUUCUUCUCAGUUAUUUAAAGACCCUGAAUGUUGGUCUGGCCGGGAUGUGAACUCCCGCUUGGCAGACCGGCGCUCUCCCAACUGAGCUAACAAGGCGGUGGUUUUAGUAUUUUAGUUUGACUGUGUUUCUUUAAUAAUUUACAUGCACUUUGCUAAGGAACCUGAAGAAGAUGAGUUUGAAGAGAUGAUAGCUGAAGGACUUUCCCAGUUGGGAAGAUCGGCUGAUGGAACUCUUCAAGUUUAUCUUAAUCUCUUCCUUCCUGUAAGUACGCUUUUUGCCAUCAUUCAUAACAUUUUUGCCUUUAAAUAUUCAAUCACUUCUGAUUUUAUUCUUUUUGUUUGUUUUGAUUGUAUUCUUUUUGACUGAUGACUUUUUAGGGAUGUGGACUGACAGAUAUUACGUGCCUACAAGAAUAUGUUCACUUACAAACCGUAGUUCUUUCACACAAUUCUCUUACAGGUACCUAUAAGAAUAGACAUAUCUAAAAUUUUGCAUUUUCUUUUUGUGAACUUUGCAUGUUGUGAAUCAACAGAUUGUUAAGGAACUUUUUUGUUGCUGCACAUACAUGCAUUAUUUUUUAUGUGCGUCACGGGAAAGUCCAAUUUGUUCUUUCCUUUAACUCCCGCAAAAGUAUUUUUCUGGUGAAAAUGUUUUUAUCAUGAUCAUAGUUUAUCUUGGCAAAAGCUAAUAAGUCCAAAACUAUGAUUGUACAUAGUUGAGCGAGAUUCCCUAUAGGUAACUGUGGUUUGUAUCAGGAGAUCCUUUUCUUUGAUGUGUGAAAAAAUAUUUUCUUUGCAUUUGAUACUGUUGUGCAACAAACUUCAACAAUAACAAUCUUUUUACUUGAGAAGGGGACUGUUACCUACCACUUUUUGGGAAACGAAUCUAAAAUCCUGUCCUUUAAAAUACUGAAAAAGAUCAUGAGGCUUGUAUACUUGAGACUUGUCAUGGGCAUUUCCUAACUGAUACUAAUUACUUUUAAAAAUCUGCUAUGCUCCAGGAGCCAGUAACAUAAACCGUCAAGUUGAACGUAAGAGCUAAUGUCAGACAUUCAGCCCACCAAUCGCCUAACUUUAACACCAGGCAUUGGGAGUUACGUCUGACAUUAGUUUCUAUGUAACUGACCCCAGGAUAAUUUCCUUUCACUGCAUACUUAUAUUCUCUGUUUAUCCAAUUAUUAGAUUUAAAUCCAUUAGGCAGCAUGCCAUAUUUGGUAUCACUUGAUGUAUCACACAAUCAACUCAGCUCUGUUUUAGAUUUCUCUCCUCCACUUGGUCUGAGGGUAAGUGAACUUAAACAGAUGACUUUGAACUUGGAUGCUGCCACUAAACUGAGAACAUUAUUAGGCUGCAUUCAUUACUGCAAAGGAAUUAGGAGAUAUAUAUUUUAUUAAGUGAGCAAUAUCUUUUAGAUCUCCCACAUCGUCAAAAAUUGAUGUCUCUCAUCUUGACCAAAAGAAAAAAAUUACAUCACUCUUCCCCAACCCUCUUGAGUAGGAAAGUAAAUAACUGACAGUUUUCACCUGAAAAUCCUCUUCCACCCCAACCCCCUCCUGUGGUAUACAUAAUGACUACAGCUUGAUUAGAUUUUUUUUUAAAUUUUUGUUUUGUUUUUUAUUGACACAGGAGGUGAACCUGUCUCACAACUGUAUAGAAACACUUCCUGAUCUUUCAGCUCAUCAUUGCUUGACAACUCUAAUACUGGACUGUAUCCUCAUAAACUUGCAUUUUAAUUUAAUUAAUGUAAUAUAUUUGUAACAUUAUCUGUGUAGAAAAUAAUCAUUCCAAGGCUAAUAGAAAGGCUCUUCUUUACCUGUACUGAUUAACGGGUGUGUAGUGUUUUGAAUUUCUUGGUCUCUAUUUCAUCCAAUGGCAUACGACAUGCUGUUUUAUGGCCUUAACAUUUGGAUUUACAGCUAAUUACAUAUCAGAGAUCCAGGGUUUGUCUAACUGUUAUCGUCUGUCACAUCUGAGCCUAAUGAAUAACAAGAUCACUCGAAUUGCCAACCUUGACCAUCUACCUCUGAAAUUCUUGAAUCUGGUGAGUAAAUAUCAACAUUUGUAGAUUAAUCAAUCGCAUUGCAACAAACUGAACCUCCAAGUUCAACCACUUCAUUUUCAAAACUCAAUUUUUUCCAGUCAAACACUAUCUAAUGGUAAAAAAAUUGAUAAAUUUCUGAACAGGUUUUCACUGUGCUUUAUGAAAUAAUCUCCUAACUAUUGCAGUUAACUAACUCCUGUGUUGUUUUAUGUUUUUAGAGUAACAAUAAUAUCAAGAAAAUUGAAAAUUUAGAGACCUUAAAAUACCUAGAGGUGAGUGACAGAGUUCACCAUAUUAAUUUAUACUUAUUUUUACAGUGUAAACAUUGGGAGUCACUACAAGGUAGCUCCUACUUAUCCCUAUUGUAUCUUUACCUCUUUUGUCAGGUUAUUAAUUUGUCGAGGAACAGUAUUAGAAGCAUGAAAGGUCUUCAGAACCAUAAAUUACUACAAGAGAUUGACCUGGAGGAAAACCAGGUUUGUGAGUUAAUACAUCACACUGAUAUGAACUAUUAUUCUGUCAGCACUGUUAGAAGUAAGAACUGGAAUGUCCAUGAUUUAUUGCAAUAUCAAUUUAUUGGCAAUUUUUUGAUGAACUGCUUUAUGAAGCAGUAUUAGUCACUAAAAUGCCAGCAAAUGGUGCCUUUGUUGCUUAUUAUAAUCUUAUUGUUUUUGGUAGAUAAUUGACAUAGCUGAAGUGAGGUACAUCAGAGAACUGAGUUUGCUACGGAACCUGAAUUUCCUUGAUAACCCAAUCCAGGUAUGAAAUGUGACAUUCCUAUCCCCCUCCACUCCCCCACAGGUAAUUACAUUGUAGAAAAUUGUCUUACCGUUAUUAUUUUUUUCAUUUUAUUUGCCACACAAUAAUAGAAAUUACAAAUAAUAUAGGAAAAGUGGGGAAAAUAAGUGGUGAGGAGACUCAACAGAAACUAUAGGAGCUUAUGAGAGGUUGGGCCUUCUCGAACUACACGUACACGCUAGAGCUGCUUACAUCAAUUGAAGAAAAGAUGGCAAAAUCGAGUCAGAGAUGGAAAGAUUUAAGAACGGUUUUCAGAUUUACUUAAUAGUUUUUAUAAUCUUCAGUAUUUUCUUAAAGGAGGAAAGGGAUUAAUAGCUGAUGACCUCGUUGUCAAGUGAAAAACUUAGGUCCUUGAAAAAAAUAUUUUCACUAAGCAACUUCUCAAAAACCUGAGAAGAUUGUCAUUAUAAGUCCUGAUUUAUUUUACUGUCUGUACAUAGGGUAUGCCAGACUACAGACUUUCCUUGUUAUUUAGAAUACAAAGUCUAACAGAGUUGGAUCGCUCCAAAGUUUCAGUUGAAGAAAAGGUACAAUAAUGAAUAUACUUUAAUAUCAUUGUCAUUAUGCUCAGCCCAUUAAGUAAGUUCUAUGUUUUGCUGAAGUAUAUGUCCCAGAUAACGCACUCUUCACUGUGGUUACGUGUUUAUUAUCUUGGUGAAUGUCCCACAUUUAUUGAUCUAACCCAUUUGAAGAAACAGAUGAAGUAAAUUGGUACAAAGCAAUGGAAAAUUGUCAUUCGUAAUUUGUUACAGUUACAUCAAGUUAGCCAAAAAUGUUUGAUUCACAGCUAGUGACAUUUUUGUUUAUGGUGUAUUUUCCUCUUCAGACUACUUUUCAUUUACCUCUCCCAUAGGUUGCAGCUGUCAACAUGUUUAAUCCUCCCCCAGAGGUUGUAGCAGCACGUGAUCAUAUGUUUCACGUGACCAAGUCUCUUCUCCAGGCCACAAGAAUUCAUGACAGGUCAGUUGAGUAAUGCACGUCCAUUCCUUCAUUUAAACGUCCUUCAAAUGUAAUGCACUGGUCAACUAACCAAGAAAAGUUCUUAGUCUGAUUUUGGAACUAGAUUACGAAAAAAUGUGAACGAAAAAAUAUGAACAAAGUUAAGAAAAAGUACGGAUUUUACAAAUUCGUUACCUUUCAAAGGUGGAAAGCUAAACUAUACUUACUGUGCGGGUUUUGUGAACUUUUUGUUGCAGAGUGUAUCGUUUUGUGAGUUUUCGAAGUAUGCAAAUAGUGUAAUAAUCGGACUUAAAAGGGGACUGUUUAAGUCACCGUUAUUCCUCUGUAUAAUUUUGUUUCCUGUGAAAGUAGCCAGGGUACAUGCUCGUGGAAGCCGGUGGAAAUCCCCGGUCCCCGGCCUCCGACCCUUAGUAAAAGCCCUAAGCGCUGCUAAGUUAUAGUCAAUAUACCCAGUUCUUAUUUAUGAUCUCUCUCUCUUUCAGUACCCUCCCGAGUGUGGAUACACCAUAUCCUAUGUUAAUCUUGUGCGGUCCCCCCGGGUCUGGCAAACGAUAUCUGGCUAGAAGACUUUGUCAAGAGUUUCCAGACUUCUUCGGCUUUGGGUGAGAAAGAAAUUUCGAUUUAGCUUUUAUUUUUAGUUGUUGAGAGGCAAGUUGCAAGAAAGGUGUUGUGCAAGAAAGUCUUCAGACUGAUUUACUGACAUUGCAAAGUUUCUGACAAGAAUCAAAUUUCGCAAAUCUAUCGAAAAUCACGAAGUGGUGAAUAGGAAUCCAUCCUGUGCCACGUUAAUGAAGGGCCACUUACAUGUACGUAAGAAGGUACCCUCAAACGGUGCUUUUACUUGCAACGUUAAGAUUUAUGUAACGUAACUUGUCUGUUCCCAUGUAUUAAGCCGUUAUUAGGGGUGGGAAUAGUCUGAAAUAUCAUCAGUCUCUUCGCCACACCCUUUCCCUCCAUCCCCCCUCCCCCUCCCCCUCCCCCUCCCCUAUUGAGUCUGAAUUCCCAGCGUUAUAAUGCCGCCCCGUCUCUCUCGCCUCGCCGCCCGUUGGGGGGUGGGGUGAAGAGAUGGGUGACUUUUCAGACUAGGGUGGGAAGGGAUACGAAAACGUUUUUGAGUCUUUGAGAAAAAAAACUUUAUUAUCAACCAAAUUUUUCCACACUUGUGGAUACACUGGUUAAUGUUCAAACGUCAUUUCCUUCUUAGCAUCUGUCACACAACAAGAUCGCCUCGUACCAAGGAAGAAAAUCUUGAAGAUUAUUUUUUCGUAACGCAAGAAGAAUUUGAUCAAGGGGUAGUGAUGGUGAGAUUCCACUCUUCUCUUGAUUGUCUUGCGCUUUUCAUCUUUCCUUUAAUGUGUUAGUUACUCAAUUUCCCUCCCUUUUUUGACCUUUACUUUUUUUCUCUACUAUCCUAUUCCAUUUUCAUUUCAUUUUUUUUUUCAUUUUAUUGUCAUUCAUUUGCAGGGCAAGUUCCUUCAGACUUGCCAGCUAGCGGGAAACUGGUACGGAGUCACGAGAGAGGCCGUGGAAAAUGUGGCCCGCGAGGGACUUGCUGCAGUGUUUCAUAUGGACUUACAGGUUUGAAAUUUUGUUCAAGUUACAUUAACGUCAAUCAACGUUAAUUAUUUUUAACGUCAAUCACGUUAAUUAUUUUUAAUCAUGCUGCUGAAGGAGAACACGAAUAGAAACGAAUCAUACGAUUACAACUUUUAAAACACAAGAGAACAAUAAGCUACAAUAAUUAAUAAAUCAAGAACUGUACACAAAGAGGAAGGGGAUCAUGUCAAUACAUUCUUUUACACAAAUGGAGAACUGAAUAUGGCUCUUGAUACCCGGCACAUUGAAAGAGAAGGAUCAUUUCAGCUGCGUUAACUUCUUCCUGCUUUANUUUUUUUCAUUUUAUUGUCAUUCAUUUGCAGGGCAAGUUCCUUCAGACUUGCCAGCUAGCGGGAAACUGGUACGGAGUCACGAGAGAGGCCGUGGAAAAUGUGGCCCGCGAGGGACUUGCUGCAGUGUUUCAUAUGGACUUACAGGUUUGAAAUUUUGUUCAAGUUACAUUAACGUCAAUCAACGUUAAUUAUUUUUAACGUCAAUCACGUUAAUUAUUUUUAAUCAUGCUGCUGAAGGAGAACACGAAUAGAAACGAAUCAUACGAUUACAACUUUUAAAACACAAGAGAACAAUAAGCUACAAUAAUUAAUAAAUCAAGAACUGUACACAAAGAGGAAGGGGAUCAUGUCAAUACAUUCUUUUACACAAAUGGAGAACUGAAUAUGGCUCUUGAUACCCGGCACAUUGAAAGAGAAGGAUCAUUUCAGCUGCGUUAACUUCUUCCUGCUUUAAGCGUUAAACCGAAGCGUAGAUUUAGCGAUCCUAGUUGUCAAAACACUGCGGCCAACAUCUGUUAUAUCGGUGCUCUUGUUAAAUACCUUGCUGUAAGGGACUUUAGUUGGGGAAAUUGUGUGAUUUAUUUUACUUAAAUGUACUAAAACGUACACAAAUAAGUGCUAAAACGUUUAUACGUUAUUCUUUAAUAGGGGGUCUUGAGUUUCAAGAACACCUAUUUUGAACCAAGAUAUGUUUUGGUGGUUCCUGUAUCAAAGGAGGUGAGAAUGUAAAGAACUGCUUCAGUUUGAUCGUUAAUUUAUUUGCCAUCAGAAGGUAUCUGUUCCCAGGGAAUGUGUCACUCAAGGAUGCGGCGCAGUGUAAGAUAUGUAGAUCACGGGGUUCUGAACACUGCAAGCUAUUACUGUGAACUGAACUCAAUGUAUUAGUUAUUUUGUAUUUUCAUUUGAAUGAUGUGUUUUUCUAUGCUCGAAAAGUCGUCGCGAAUAUUAAUAAACAGGCCCAAUGGCACACUUCACAAUGUUUUUACAACUCAGAGUUUUGCGGUUGUCGUUGUUUUCAGAUUCAUGUCGCCCGCCUCCGUGAACGCGGUGAUUAUGCAGAGCCUAUGUUACUCCAAUCAUUAGAGCGAGCUGAUACGUGUCUACACCACAACAGAGAUAACCCUGGUUUCUUUGACAUGGCUAUAAGCAGCGGUAAGAAAUUACGUGGUAUUCAUCCCUCAAAACAAGGAAAUGUCUUUCUGUUUCGUCGUAGUAAUUUUUAUUUUAUUUUCUUAACCACAGAUGAUCUUAGCGACGCUUAUAAGCGUCUUAAACGUCUUAUUAUGGAAUACUUGGGCAUGUCACCUCCGUCAACAGUGCAUUCCGAUCUGUUCAGCGGUAGCAUGACAUCAGUUGAUACCAGCCAAUCAGAAGAGACCUUACAUCAAGCGGAUAAAUCUGGUACCAGUCAAACUACAAGUAUCACGGUCAACAUGGCAGUGAGAACCUGGUCACGUCCAUCCGACUCCUCCACCCUACCCUCCAAGGGCAUUAAAUUAAAGCAGCACAGAACACCAGUGGUGAGAGAAGUUUUACAUGUGAAUAUUUUUUAUUUCGAAAACAAUUUUUUGUCAACUCUUAGUUUAUCACUCGGCUCUUCACAAGCUUGCAUGGGUAAAAAACAACUUUGAAGCGUCCCCAAUAUCCGUAGAACUUGUAGUACGUGUCCUAAGUAAACCAACAAUACAUAGCCUUCUAACGAACGUUCACUUAACCUGAAGAUAUAUUCCAUUUUUUGUACCUGUUCCUCCUUCUAGGAAAUCCUGUCACUUGAACGUCGACAGACCAAAGCCAAGGCGGCAGUGGCGGGAAUUCAUCAGGUUUCACUGGAGCAAUUUAUGACUUCAAGGUAUACACAAUAACUGAAACCGAUAACUGUUGGCGCUUGUCCCUUUAUUACUUAGCUGUUUAUCACGUCACGAAGUCAUCCUCAUCUCCUUACUAACAGGUAGCAUUGCUUCAAACUGUUUAAUUUUCUGUUUGGAAAGUUAUUUCUUUGGUUCAGUGUAGUUGUAUUUUCAGUUUAACGUUCGUUUUCCCCAGUAUCGUUGAAUGUCUUUUAUUAAAGAGGGACACGGCUUCUAUAUCACUUUUUCCUCUAUGUUCCUCGUGGAUAAACACGUGGCCUGAUUAUUCAUGUUUCAGACAGGCAGUUUCAGCCAGUUUGCAGCCAUCAACAGCGCACUUUUCCUCCUCCGGGGUCAAACGCUCCACAUCAGAACCUCUCAAUUUCAACCCCUCAUUGGCCUCCAUGGUCGCAAACGCCAGCAGUCAAAAUGAGGCGAGAGAAGCGGGCCUGGAAUCGAACAUCUCUGAAUCGGACGAAGAUCAGGAAUCCGCUUCAUCCAUCAUAUCUUCUGCGCGUGCGUACUCUGAUAACGGAGUCCAGUCCCCAAGAGACUCGGACGAGCAAGAAGGGGAAGACUCGAGAGACUUGCUGGAUUUCAUUCCAACGGAGACACUUGACUCACAAGAAACCGCAUCUGCUCCAUUCUCGGGUGUUUUUGGUCAAGUAGAAAUUGCCAAUUCUAUAUAACAAUUUGAUUUCUUAUAAUGCCUCAGAAGUAAGACACGUAUAAUUUCCACGUGGGAAAAAAUUAAACUCACGAGCAGUAAUACUUGAGUUGAAGAUACCACUUUCCUAUCGUUUGAGUGAUCAAUCCGUCUUUUGGAAUGGAACCAUGUGGCUUAGUAAAAUUUGAUUCAUAAAGUGACAGAACUGUAAAAUUUUACAGCUGAGUAAACUCGUGAAAGGCAAAAAUAUAGUUUACUAAAAGCGUCCAUGCUCAAAGCCAACGUUGUACAUUCGUAUUUUUCUUUUCUUCGAUAUAUUUUAUGUUUUUGUAAAUAGUUAUUU